This is a messenger RNA of Linnemannia hyalina, 498 nucleotides long. The record is from the annotation of a GenBank genome assembly. NCBI's taxonomy places the organism in Eukaryota, Fungi, Mortierellomycota, Mortierellomycetes, Mortierellales, Mortierellaceae.
AUGGGUAUUGUGUUGACAAAGCUCUGGCGCAAGCUUAUGAGCAAAGAGGAGGUCAAGAUUGUCAUUGUUGGACUGGACAAUGCAGGAAAGACAACUGUCCUUUACAAACUUCUGCUGAAUGAAGUCGUCGUCACCACGCCAACGAUAGGAAGCAACGUCGAAGAGAUUACAUACAAGAAUAUCAAGUUUCUCAUGUGGGAUAUAGGAGGACAGGAAUCACUUCGGGCGUCCUGGAAGACAUAUUAUGUCAAUACGAAAGCCGUGAUCAUGGUCAUCGACAGUUCAGACAAGGAGCGCCUUCAUAUUUCAAAAACAGAACUACACACCAUGAUGGAUUCUGAGUCGCUCAAGAACGCAAGUUUACUGGUGUUUGCGAACAAGCAGGAUGUGAAGGGAGCACUGAGCGCAGCCAAAAUCUCAGAAGCCUUGGCUUUGACGUCAUUGCAGGAUCGACAGUGGUCCAUCCAGGCGUGCUCUGCCCUGACUGGUGAUGGGUGA